Pyricularia pennisetigena is the source of this 513-nucleotide messenger RNA. RefSeq lists its product as uncharacterized. The record is from RefSeq and is a predicted model, not a curated record. Gene Ontology annotation, molecular function: heme binding. NCBI's taxonomy places the organism in Eukaryota, Fungi, Ascomycota, Sordariomycetes, Magnaporthales, Pyriculariaceae. The transcript is spliced from 3 exons. Gene Ontology annotation, cellular component: intracellular membrane-bounded organelle; endoplasmic reticulum membrane. Gene Ontology annotation, biological process: sterol biosynthetic process. The annotation marks the transcript as partial.
CAAAAGCCACGUAGAACCUAUCUGCAUCUGCAACAGCGGAACGACUCGAGAGAUCACAAAGGAGACAAAGGCGACAAGCAAAAACCCACAGGCAAAAUGGCUGAGAAGACGUUCACGUACCAGGAUGUGGCUGAGCACAACACCAAGAAGGAUCUCUUCAUGGUGAUCCACGACAAGGUCUACGAUGCCACCAAGUUUGUCGACGAGCACCCCGGCGGCGAGGAGGUCAUGCUGGAUGUAGGCGGUCAGGAUGCGACGGAGGCUUUCGAGGACGUCGGCCACAGCGACGAGGCCCGCGAGACACUAGAGACUCUAUUGGUUGGCAAGCUCGAGCGCAAGGCCGGCGACCCUACACCAAAGACACAGAGCUCAGGCUCUCUGGCACCACAGGCCCAAACGGGCGCCGCUUCAGGCAUGGGAAUUGGGCUGUACGCUGUUAUCCUCAUCGGUGGUCUCGCCGCCUACGCCGCCUACCAGUACCUGCAGCAGCAGCAGCAAACAGCCUCCGCUUAG